This is a messenger RNA of Penicillium canariense, 1548 nucleotides long. RefSeq names its product Nem1-Spo7 phosphatase catalytic subunit NEM1 (gene nemA). Gene Ontology annotation, molecular function: protein serine/threonine phosphatase activity. Lineage: Eukaryota; Fungi; Ascomycota; Eurotiomycetes; Eurotiales; Aspergillaceae. Bases 1 to 1548 code for a protein of 515 amino acids. The record is from RefSeq and is a predicted model, not a curated record. The transcript is spliced from 2 exons.
AUGAACUCGCUGAACAUCCUCUCCUCGCGAGUCAUCGGGCAGUCUUCCAGCUCUACGCGUCCACGAUCGCAAUCCCAAGGCGAGAAGCGGCGCGCCGCUGCGCCAGGCAACUUUGACUUCAGCAAGCACCGGUCCUACAGCGAGGACAACUUCCGGACGAGCAUCGCCUUGGAGAAGAGCUACGACGGCACCGGGCCAUAUGUGGAGGACGAUGAAUACGAGGGCACACAUCCAUCAUUUGAUGAGAAGACCACCUUACUGCACGGUAUCCAGAAAGAUGGCAUCCUCUCAACGAAGAGCACCUGGCGGCUCAUCACCAAGCGGCUCUUCAACGCGAUCGCGGAGACGAUCCAUUUCAUUCUGUCUACGCUUGCUGCCCCUGGCAUGUACCUGGCCCAGUGCUUUCAAAAUAAUGACGGGCAUUACUCGCUUCUUGCCCCAGUGAGAAGGAUCUGGAGAACUUCUGCCGAUACAAGGAUCCGAUCGGAUAACGGGACCUCUCGGGUAGCACCUCGUCCACGAAGUGGCUCCACUCGCACGCCUAGCCCCCAGACAUCUCGUGAAUCCAUUCAUUCCAAUACCUCUGAAUCAGAAACGGACCACGGAGCUGCCAAAGGUCUCACCAGCGCCAAGAGUCGAUCGAACAAGGACCAGGGCCCUGAUCCAGAUCUUGUCCAGGACGAAACCGUACCACGCCGGUCGAUACGAAUCAAGCUGCACAACGAGGAAUCUUUGAAGCGACAGAGACAACAACGGCGGACCCGGAGUGCGGAUUUGGGGCAACCGAUGCCUGCGGGCGUGACUCGAGUCCAGGGUGCCGUUAAUCUGGAUAGCCUGAAGUCUCCCACCUCUCCAUCCGUUCAUCGCAUUACAAAGUAUCCCCACUCUCCAACUCCACCACGUCCUCUUCUCCCACAACGACUGCCUUCAUACACCGGCGCACCGCGAAAUACCAAGCUCCCCCAGAAAACAUUAGUGCUGGAUCUCGAUGAGACGCUCAUCCACUCGCUCGCAAAGGGCGGCCGCAUGUCUAGCGGCCAUAUGGUAGAGGUCAAGCUCUCCAUGCCCGUGACCACAGCUCUGAGCCCAGGCGGGCCGCCGACUGCAUUGGGUCCGCAGCACCCGAUUCUGUACUAUGUCCACAAACGGCCACACUGUGACGACUUCUUGCGAAAGAUUUCCAAGUGGUACAAGCUUGUGAUCUUCACAGCAUCUGUACAAGAGUAUGCCGACCCUGUGAUCGACUGGCUCGAGCAGGAACGCAAGUACUUUCAAGCACGCUACUACCGACAGCACUGCACGCUUCGCAACGGCGCGUACAUCAAAGAUCUCAGCUCCGUCGAACCGGACCUGAGCAAGGUCAUGAUUUUGGAUAACAGUCCGAUGAGCUAUCUCUUCCAUGAGGACAACGCCAUCCCCAUUGAAGGUUGGAUCAACGACCCGACGGAUAACGGGCUUCUCCACCUCGUCCCGAUGCUGGAAUCUUUGCAAUAUGUCACCGACGUCCGGGCCCUGUUAGCCCUUCGCCGCGGUGAGAUUGAAGCAUAA